ACCCAUGUGAGAGCAGAACUAGACAUGAUGAGUAUUGCUCCGUUGCAUUUUCAGAUCGUCCGUCAGGCGAAAGACAAUGGGGAAGCAGCCGGUGAGGAUGAAGGCAGUCGUCUACGCCCUGUCGCCGUUUCAGCAGAAGGUGAUGAGUGGACUGUGGAAGGACUUGCCCGGAAAGAUUAACCAGAAAGUCUCCGAAAAUUGGCUCAACGCCUUGCUCUUCCUCUCUCCCCUUGUCGGCACCUACGCGUAUGUGAAACAAUACAAGGAGAAGGAGAAGCUAGCCCACCGUUAUUGAAGAAGUUGUCGUAACUUAAUUAGGUGAUACAUGUAAUAGAGAGUUAUCAGUAUGCUCAAGUGUUGUAUGUUAGUAGAAUGUGUAUGUCAACUCAGUCUAUGAUGUAAUUACAAAAUCCAAAGUUUGCUUUUAUGUUAGUGUUGCCAAGUUUCUGUUUGGGUAACUGAGCUUUCCUUUGUCCUUCCUGAAGAAGGAAAAGGGAAAAAAAGGCUGAUUUGAAAUCUUGUCACUUGUGUUCAGCAAU
Prosopis cineraria is the source of this 539-nucleotide messenger RNA. RefSeq names its product cytochrome b-c1 complex subunit 8-like. Lineage: Eukaryota; Viridiplantae; Streptophyta; Magnoliopsida; Fabales; Fabaceae. The coding region runs from base 77 to 295 and encodes 72 amino acids. The transcript is spliced from 2 exons. Gene Ontology annotation, biological process: mitochondrial electron transport, ubiquinol to cytochrome c. The record is from RefSeq and is a predicted model, not a curated record.